Xylaria bambusicola is the source of this 1810-nucleotide messenger RNA. Its product is annotated as Alpha/Beta hydrolase protein. The transcript has 5 exons. Bases 339 to 1322 code for a protein of 327 amino acids. Lineage: Eukaryota; Fungi; Ascomycota; Sordariomycetes; Xylariales; Xylariaceae. The record is from RefSeq and is a predicted model, not a curated record. Gene Ontology annotation, molecular function: triacylglycerol lipase activity.
GCUAGGCUUUUCUCUACAUCAUCACAUGUGAGACCCGGACAGUGAUGUCAGUCGCUGAUUCUUGACAGACUAAGAACCCUUACCUAUACUCUUUCACCUACGAGCAUCUACGUGAUGGAUUGCAGGUGAUAUCUACCCCGAUCGCUGGCUACGGCAUACAUUCAUUUACCCAGUCUCUCAUUUGCUCAUUUCGAGUGUGGCGUUUCGCCAGCCACGGCCGCAAGGUGUUGAAGUAAUUACGGCCGUAGAGAGGACCGACGUAUAACCGUCGAAGUCGUAAAGCAUUCGGGAUCUGAAUGCUUCUAACGUAAAGAGCGACAGUACUGGUGAAACCCAUUAUGUACCCCGUCUGCCGUAUUGUCCCACGGAGUUCCCGCCUCUCGCUACAUCUGCGCCUCCGACGAUGUGUGCCCAGUCGCUACUUGUCCACCGCAAGACAAGGUGGUAGUGCCGAGACUGACCCGAGACUGGGAAAGUCUAUACACGAUGAUUACGCCCGCAUAAGGGAUCAUUACGAGACCCCCAAGCUCCCCAUCGUUCUAGCACAUGGGUUACUAGGCUUUGCCGAACUUCACCUUGCGCCUGGUCGCUGGCUACCACCCGUCCACUACUGGCGGGGAAUCGCCGAGGCUCUCAGGGCAAACGGUGUUCAUGUCAUCACUACAACUGUACCACCGUCUGGGAGCCUCGAGAAGCGUGCUGAGAAGCUCGCACAUGGAAUUGCCGAUGCCGCCGGUGGUCGAGAAGUCAAUAUAAUUGCGCAUAGUAUGGGUGGACUUGAUGCUAGAUACAUGAUAUCCCACCUACGCCCAACUAACGUGAAAGUUCGAUCGCUUGUCACUGUUGCGUCGCCUCAUCACGGGAGCUCCUUCGCCGAUUUCUUGUUUGAAGAGAUUGGACAUGAACGUCUGCCUGACCUAUACAAGUUCCUCGGCAGCCUGGGUGUGGAAACCGGCGCUUUCGAACAACUAACAUCCCAUUAUAUGAUAAACAACUUCAAUCCGCGGACUCCUGACGACCCAGAUGUCAGUUACUUCUCCUAUGGUGCUAUGAUGGACCGCCCUCCGCUCCUUAGUCCUUUUCGGCAGUCGCACGGCGUGAUAUCACGCGUCGAGGGGCCGAACGAUGGUCUUGUCAGCGUCGCAAGCGCUCAAUGGGGCUCGUACAAAGGAACUUUAGUCAACGUGAGCCAUCUUGACCUCAUCAAUUGGACGAACCGGUGGAGGUGGAUGCUACGAAGCCUUAUCGGGAUAAAACCAGGCUUCAAUGCUAUCGCAUUCUAUCUCGGUAUUGCCGACAUGCUCGCGAAAGAGGGCUGUUAAGUAAUACGAUCAGCAUUAUCCGCAUUACUCGUAGUUUGACAAGGAGCUCCGCGGGUGAUUUGCUAGUACUCACAUAUGUUCGUUAUCUAAUAGGCCUAUAGGACACAAUAUUAGGAACUUGGUUCGAAAGUCUAUGCGAAUUUAUUAUACGGGUCGUAGCGGUACGGUCCACCUCGUAGCUGCCGGGCCUUCGUUUUAUUAUCGGCAGGUUGAUUUCACUAAUGUACUAUAUUAAAAAAAAAAAAAACGGAACCCAUUACAUAUGCCCUGAAGUGCUGUAGAUCUAGUACACGUUCGUCACACCUGUCAGGAUGACAGGGGCCCCCAUACGUUUCUACCAACAAGACGCGGUCACUACAAGAGGACACAUACCUACAUAAACAGAUCAAUCAAGACAAUAAAUUUUCAACCCAAUUGCAUGCCAUCGCUUAUAUCUGACAAUAUCUACGGAUCGUACGAACUAUAGCGCAACCACUUUCGUCUUCUUA